AUGUCUGUCACAUCUCUUCUCCUACCUCCACACGAUAGCCAUUUACCGCAUGCUGUCACAGUCCCGCUUUUGCUCGCACUCUCUUACUUUAACCUUCAAAUUUCGCCUUCACAUCCUGGGGCGCUGUUGCACGAUUCAACACUGGCACUUACGGGCAAUAAUGCAUUUGCCUGCGCGGAGUGUGCGGUAUUGGUACCAAUACUAAGCACUUCAAUAACGAAUACUGGGACCUCGGUGUUUUUAGCAAUUCCGGCUUGA
This is a messenger RNA of Plasmopara halstedii, 258 nucleotides long. RefSeq lists its product as uncharacterized. Lineage: Eukaryota; Oomycota; Peronosporomycetes; Peronosporales; Peronosporaceae. The transcript has 2 exons. The record is from RefSeq and is a predicted model, not a curated record. Bases 1 to 258 code for a protein of 85 amino acids.